UUACUGUUUUUAUGUAAAUAUAAUCCGGUAAAUUGAUAGUCUUGCUCUGGUUCUUAUUAUCGCUUGUACGUGCGUUGGGAAUUUUGUUACAGGCCAACAUUUUUCUGAAACGUACAGAUCACAGUGAAGAAUAAAGAAAACAGAAAUAUAUAUCUUUGUUUGAAUUAUAAUGAUUUGAAGAAAGUGACAAAGUCGUUUUUUAAAAGCAAAUAAAAAUGGCGGAUAUUUGAUUCAUAUUUCACCUGGAUAAUAUUGUUUUUUCAUGAACCUGUCAAAACCAUAUCAUAACAUAGAUUCUAACUUACGUUAGCUCUCAAAAUUCAUGAGAUGUCAUUGAGAUUGUUGUCAUGGUUUCUACUGUUUCACAGUGGUUUCGGCUCUUCUUGCAACACAAAAUAUCAUGUGAAAGAGGCAUGUUUUAGGAACUAUGGGACGCCUCGUGACGUUAUCACUAACGUCACUUCCCUUGCAAUGUGCGCGUCGCUGUGUUUUGAAGAUGACAGUUGUGCGUCUGUAUUAUUCGACGGCUUUAAGAAGAUCUGUUUUACAAAUUCAGGAUUUGCAAAAAAUCUGACGGCAAAUUGUGGUCUUAAAUAUGCUUAUUUUGUUCAGAGCAGCUGUAAAGUAUUGAGCAAUCUUGGAAAUGUCUGUGAUACAGAGGACGACUGUACUGAUGUUGGUAGCACGUGCCUAGAAGGUCUGUGUUCGUGUAAAGCGGGAUACAGCUUGAACCAAUCAAGCAGUACUUGCUUGCAGUUCUGCGACCUGUAUGGCACAACGUUCACGGCGUUUGUAGGAUUCCUUCUUACUGGUAAUAAUGACGUAAUUCUCGAGAAUAUGAACAAAACAUCGUGCACGGCAGCUUGCAUAAAUACUACAACUUUCACGUGCCGCACGGCAGAACUUUCAGAUGACAACCAAUGUUUCCUUUCGACAGAAACUGCGAUUACUAGACCGACAAAGUACAUCGCAUACAAUGGUUAUACAUAUUUCCAGAGGAACUGCGAAUAAACGUUCACAAAAACUGUAGACCUGGUUAAUAUCUCGUGUUUAAGGUAGUUAACCCAUAACGACGAUCGGCAAUUUCCGUUUCUUUACGUAUGCUCCCAAUACGAUUUCGACAAAGGCCGAAGGAUGCCGAAACAGCGUACGGAGAAAACGUAACCGCACGGAAAUUGCCGAACACCACCUUAAUUUAUAUUUGCUCUAUUCAUUUAGUUAUAUCAUAUUUAUUUAGUCCAGGUUUUUUAUAUACUGUGAAAUCAUUAAUAUUCGUUGGGGGAAAUCUGCGUUGAUUUCGUGGUUACUUCAAUCCGCGAAAUUUUAAUCCAAACGAAAAUACAAAUAUCUUCAAAAUUUAAAUCGACGAAUUCGUUCCUCGAAGAAACAGUAAUUUUUUGCCAAAGUUACGACAUGCCCACGCAAUUAAUGAUUUUAUAUUAAUAGAUUUGAAUAAUUCGUGUUUACAUGUUGAUUUUAAUCGUUAAUCGUGAUUUUAACACUUUUCUAAUUUGUUUGUUAUAAAAAAUACUUUGCAUUAAUCAUAAUUAUCUCAGUAAGUUUUACACCGGCAAGUUUUACUAUGAAAAAGAAUGAUAUAUUAAGAAGAAUUGAUUUGGAACGUGUUACUUUCAAAAAUAACUUUACCAGGUUUUUUUUUUCACAAUUGCAGUUAACUGUACCUAAUUAGAAAAUACAAUAUAGCCAUUAGCGUGUGCAUCAGAGAUUUUCUUUAAAAAAAUCAAUAAAAUCGAAGAGUCCUCUAAAGUUUCAAGUCAGCUGAUAUUUGUAUUUGUUUCUAAUAUUUUAUUUACCAUUAUUAUGUUUCAGUAUUCAAUAACCAAAAGCAUACACAUGUAUCAUGUUAUAUUUGUAGCCAUUGUAGUUUUUACAUUAUUUUCACAACAGUGUUGUCAAUAAAGAA
This is a messenger RNA of Mercenaria mercenaria, 1924 nucleotides long. RefSeq lists its product as uncharacterized. NCBI's taxonomy places the organism in Eukaryota, Metazoa, Mollusca, Bivalvia, Venerida, Veneridae. Bases 328 to 1011 code for a protein of 227 amino acids. The transcript has 3 exons. The record is from RefSeq and is a predicted model, not a curated record.